Molecule: messenger RNA, 1313 nt
Organism: Anopheles coustani
Lineage: Eukaryota; Metazoa; Arthropoda; Insecta; Diptera; Culicidae
Exons: 3
Coding region: 290-874 (194 amino acids)
Source: RefSeq, a predicted model, not a curated record
ACCAGCACGCGCUAUUGAAAAUCCCUGAUAUAAAGGCAGCAGACGGCGAUCGGUCAAAUUUGCAACCGUGUCCGUGACCGCUGACGUCACGGUCCGCGGUUUGUCCGCAUCGAUCGAGCCAGAAGCAGGGAUCGAAACGGGGGAAAACAAGAAGUAUCCAACAACACAAGAUCGCGGAAGAACGCCCUGAAAGAUCACGGGAGGUGGUCUGAACACAAUUGAAAGCGCUUAUUUGGAGGGCUGCAAAAAAUACUGAAGAGCGACAAUUUUUCUCUCCAAAAAUAGCACCAUGUUGAACCGCGAAACUGGCGAGAUGGAGUACGACACGGUCGGCGGGUACGACCGGGAGCGUAUCUAUCUGGACAAGGAGACGGGUGAGGUGAGCAGCUACCCAGCGGAACCGACCAUCUUGAGCCACCGGCGGCGGAGCAAGUUCCUAGUACCGAAGCAGUACCUCCGCAACCAGUCGGGUAUCGUCGCGCGGCGGCCUGCAUCCGCGACGAUCGGUUGUGCGGCCGCGAUCACCAACGCGUGCAAGCAAAAGAUGAUUCCGAUGACGAAGGAGGAGAUCACUGUUGGCUAUAACAGUGCCGCUCAUCUGCUCUACCUGCUACCGUUGCUGUUCAUGACGCCCAAGCUGUUCGCGCUCGUGAUUUCCUUCGUCGAGAUGAUCCUACACGUUUGGGCGCACCGGAAAACCGGAACCAACGGCAACCCGUCCGUCUACUACCGCAGCCCGAUGCACGUGGUGACGCGGAACUUCUGCGAGAUCUGCCGCCAUGAGCGGCUGAUGGGGCGAGUCGGCAAGCUGCAGGACGUACGGAUGAAGCAGAUGCAGAACUACUUCCGGAAGGUCACCCGCAACAUUGCCUGAUGAGGAUGAUGAUGAUGAUGAUGAUAAUGAUGAUGGGAGAGGCCAUUACUUCAUAUCUUCUACUAUUACCGGUCUUUUCCUGGAAGCCCUUCUGCCUAUGUUAGAACGUGGGUUUUUCGGGUGGGUUGACCCAUAAUGUGAAAAUAAGAAGUUUUUUGUUUUAUUUUUUUAUUUUUUUAUUUAAACCGCGGAAUAAAUGCUGUAGUUUUGUGUAGGAAACUUACUUACUUAUGAGGCGCCUGACGAAGCUCUAUCCGAAACCGGUCACCGUUGCUCGCCACAUUGGUCCUAUUCCCUAUUCCGGCUUUGCUAGCGGCUUCGUCUGCGCCAUCCUUCCACCUCAAUUCUUUGUAUGUAGGAGAAUUCUUCGCAAAACAUUCGAUCACGCCAAGUAAUGUACGAUUUAUUUUAUUGAAUAAAGCAAUCGAUGUAACCACGG